Hippoglossus stenolepis (Pacific halibut) is the source of this 2406-nucleotide messenger RNA. RefSeq names its product G protein-coupled receptor 185 b (gene gpr185b). Bases 191 to 1261 code for a protein of 356 amino acids. Gene Ontology annotation, biological process: G protein-coupled receptor signaling pathway. The transcript is spliced from 2 exons. The record is from RefSeq and is a predicted model, not a curated record. Gene Ontology annotation, cellular component: membrane. Lineage: Eukaryota; Metazoa; Chordata; Actinopteri; Pleuronectiformes; Pleuronectidae. Gene Ontology annotation, molecular function: G protein-coupled receptor activity.
AUGUAGCGCGCGCUGCUGACUGGGGGAGAAAAGAGAAGAGAGAGAGAGAGAGAGAGGAGAGAGAGAGAGAGAGAGAGAGGGGGGGGAAACCCGCAGCAGAAGAAAAUAUAAAGAUUCACUCUCUCAUUUAAAAAGUGGAGGAUAACGGAGAACAUUCCCUGCAGGAGGAAGAAGACGACAAGGAGCUGCUAUGAUUCUCUCUCUGGCCGCAGUGACAGCCAUGAGCAGCGGCGGCGGAAGCAGCCUCAACUCCUCCUCCGCCCUCGACCCCUUUGACUCCUCCACCUCCUGGAGCCUGGCCGAGGACCCGUCCAACUCCUCCUCUGAGCCCGUCGUGCGAACUCUGACCCCCGAUCUCCAGCCAGCGACCACUUCCGUUGCUGUCCAGGAAGUCAGCCCCUGGGAUGUUGCGCUUUGCGUGACCGGGACGCUCAUCUCCUGUGAGAACGCUCUGGUGAUAGCCGUGCUGUUCUACACGCCGACGCUCCGGGCUCCGAUGUUCAUCUUGAUUGGAUCGCUGGCGGUGGCAGAUCUCCUGGCCGGCCUGGGCCUCAUCUUGAACUUUGUCUUCACCUAUCUGGUCGACAACUCGCUGGAAUACGUGACACUGUUGUCAGUCGCUCUGCUCAUCUCGGCCUUUUCGGCGUCCGUCCUCAACAUUCUCGCCAUCACAGUGGACCGGUACCUGUCGCUUUACAACGCCCUGACUUACCACACUGAGCGGACGGUCACCUUCACCUACGUGCUGGUGGGUUUGAUCUGGGUGUUGUCCCUCACGCUUGGCUUGCUGCCGGCGUUUGGCUGGAACUGCUUGAAAGACGAGUCGUCGUGCAGCAUCUGCAGGCCCGUCACCAAAAUCAACGCGGUGGCGCUCGCCGUCACCUUCCUCCUGGUUUUCGCCCUGAUGAUGCAGCUCUACCUUCAAAUUUGCAAGAUUGCCUUUCGCCAUGCGCAACAGAUUGCGGUGCAGCACCAGUUUGUGGCCAUCUCCACCACCAAAGGUGUCUCCACGCUGUCGGCCAUCCUGUGUGCCUUCGGGGCGUGCUGGCUGCCGUUUGCCAUGUACUCCAUCGUGGCGGACUCCAGUUACCCGGCGAUAUACACCUACGCCACGGUCCUCCCCGCCACCUGCUGCUCUGUGAUCAACCCCAUCAUCUAUGCGUUUCGAAACCCGGACAUCCAGAAGUCACUGUGGUUGGCCUGUUGUGGGUGUGUCCCGUCCAACCUCUCGCUCCGACCCAGGACCUCCAGUGACGUGUAGCAGGGAAGGUUGGUUUCUGUUUGGCAUGACGCUAGAUGCUGAGUCAGGGCUGCAUGAGGGAGAGGAUGGCAUGGGGAAGACGAGAUCAAGGGGAGGAAGGUGGAAGGGUAUGGCGGAGGAAAGAGAUUUCCUCUACCCCUCAUAUCAGGGCGGAUAGGCUGAUGGUGAACGCACGUCUGGCCACGGUGGCGCUGGCACACGGAGAAGGGAGGACAGUGCAUGGUCCACAAAGAGAUGAGAGCUAACCAGAUCAUGUCCUGCCUGCUUGGAGAAAAACCAACAGAGGCGACGGAGGUGGCGUGAAACCGACUGCAAAACAAAGACUAAGGUACCAUCAUCGUGGUUUAGUGGAAGCCGCAGGUGAUGUGUCAGGUGACGCUUUCAACUGGCCUUCAGGGUGCGAGAGGCCACGCCCACUUCUCAAAGGGUAGCAUACACGUCAGAUGUGUUCUGAAUCUCCAUAGGACCUGAGUUUGGGGCGACGCUGCAUGGUUAUGCAAUCAGAAGGAGAGAAGCAGUCUCAAAAGCCUGUUUGUGUUUUCACUGAUGUGUUUUGAAAUUAGUGUUGUGUGGAUAAAAAUACAAUGAGCUAAAUAUACACAAUGAAUGACCUUGAGUUUUCUCAGUGAGCUUCCUUUGCAGUGCUCAGAGAGGAAAACAAGAAUAUCUCCUCCCGUGAAACGUCCAUGUUCCCUUGAUCUGAUGCAAAUCAAGUAAUUAACGAGUUUAUAGGUACAGUGUGAGAAUAAUUGGUUAUUUAAGUGCCGAGGUUUUAACUAGAUGGCAUCAUUGUUAUAGGCAAAAAGGUGCCUUGAAGAAACGUAUUCACAAGAAGCUGGAGACAAAAUGUGUUUGAGGAAAAACAACCAAUCGUACGUCAUCCCUCGUCAAGCGUUCAAAUCCAAACAGGGAUCUGAUCUACCAGGCUCCCGAUGCAAAGGCAGACGCCGCCACGGUUGGAGGAAACCUAGAGAGGCAGCUCCAUAUUUAGGCCGGCGUGUGUUGUUGUCCUUGGCGUGAUGAAAUCAAAUCUGCUCCCUGUCGGAGAGAAAAACCAGCUUCUCCGCCAGCUCCUGCGCCGUGACUGUGAAGCGGAGAGAGCAGGAUUCAGCACCAAGGACAGCGCCACUGCAGAGCGCCGCUAC